AACAAUCACCACCUGAGGCAUAGGUAUAUAUAAAUAUUGAUAUGAAACAGUUAUCUAACCACUUCAGACUCAACAGCCUCGAUUAAAACACACCAGCAAAGGGAAAACUGAAAACCAUGAAGGUUUUUCUAAUUCUUGCAUUGGUUGUAUUCACAGGCUGCCAAGCCAGCCUGUUCAGUGCCGAUGAGCCUAAGCCACAACUGGAGAGGCUGACAGACCGUAUAAAGGAGGAAUUGAAUAAUGUGAAGUGUGCCCUAAAGCCCUACUUUGAAUAUGUGAUUACCGAUCCCAUUAAGAAGGGAGUAGACUACAUAAGAUCGUCUGUGGCUCCGCAUGCAGAGAGUUUAGAUUCUGAGACACUGAAGGACGCUCUGCUCGAGAAAAGUGAGGAGCUGAGAGAAGCCAUGGAGCAGCGCUUAAAGGAGAUUCAAGCUCAGCUGGAGCCUUUAACCGAAGAGUUUAAGGAAAAAAUGAAUCUCUACACCCGAGAGCUAAAGGCACAGCUCACCUCCUUUUAUGAUUUCUAUAUUAAGAGCAGCUAAAUAUGUGCUCCUCCAGACUACAGUCUCGUAAUCGUUUUAUGAGCAUCAAAGUGUGAUUUCACUAUUUUAAUCUUACUCAGUCUAUAUAUUUUUACAGAAUGUUCUUUACAUGAUGUAGAAUGAUUUUAAAUUUUGUAUAUCAUGAUUUUAUAUAGAAUGUAUUAAUAUUUUGAUUUUGAAAUCUAAGUUGUAUGCUGUUAACACCAUGUACGCAAGCUGGCCUAAAUUUUAAGUUUUCCUCUAAUGAUGUAUUGAUGGCCUAUCACACAAACCUUUAAAGGCAUAACUGAAUGUUUUAGUAGACAAUGUCUGUUUAAUUUUCCAUACAGUCUCCUUAGCCAUAAAACUGUUUUAUUUAAAUAUAAAAAAACGUUGUAUUUAUUCCUGAAAAAAAGACUAAUUUUUCAUGUUUUUUUCCAUUUGCAACUAGGAGACACUUCAUUUAUCAUUUGUUAACGCAAAGUUUUUUGUUAAAUAAUAGAAAAAUGUGCAUAUAGAUAAUUGAAUAAAUUCAAUAAAUGCAGAAGAAUACACGUCUUCGUACCAUACUCAACAAAAAAAGUAAACCGUACUAAACACUGUAAAGGCCAUGUCCUUAAGAGUUUUAUGAAUACAUUAUACAUGUAUAAUUAAAGUAGUACAACAUGCUGCCCUCA
This is a messenger RNA of Paramisgurnus dabryanus, 1198 nucleotides long. NCBI's taxonomy places the organism in Eukaryota, Metazoa, Chordata, Actinopteri, Cypriniformes, Cobitidae. The record is from RefSeq and is a predicted model, not a curated record.